AUGGAGCAACCACCAGGGUUUGUUGCUCAGAGGGAGUAUGGGAAAGUCUGGCAUUUGAAGAAAUCUUUGUAUGAUUUGAAGCAAAGAACCCGUGCAUGGUUUGAAAAUUUUAGUGAAGUUGUUCAAAAUUUUGGAUUGAAAGAAAGCAAGUGUGACCAUUCAGUCUUCUAUAGAAAUUCAAAUACUGGGAAUAAUAGUACAGGGAAUAAUAGUACAGGGAUCUCUUCUCUCAAAAACUACUUGUAUGCGAAAACUAGGAAGAUGGGAGCUAAACCAUGUAGCACACCAAUGAUUUCUAAUAUACGUCUUACAAAAGAUGACGGAGACCCUUAUGAUGAUCCAGAUAGGUAUAGGAGGGCAAGAUCCAAAAGUGAUAGAAGGUCAACUACAGACUACUAUGUAUUUGUUGGAGAAAACCUAGUGUCUUGGAAAAGUAAAAAGAAAAAUGUGGUAUCCAGAUCCAGUGCCGAGUCAGAAUAUAAGGUCAUGGCUUUUGACUUGUGA
Manihot esculenta (cassava) is the source of this 504-nucleotide messenger RNA. RefSeq lists its product as uncharacterized. The record is from RefSeq and is a predicted model, not a curated record. The transcript is spliced from 4 exons. Lineage: Eukaryota; Viridiplantae; Streptophyta; Magnoliopsida; Malpighiales; Euphorbiaceae. Bases 1 to 504 code for a protein of 167 amino acids.